Capronia epimyces CBS 606.96 is the source of this 1476-nucleotide messenger RNA. RefSeq lists its product as uncharacterized. Bases 1 to 1476 code for a protein of 491 amino acids. The record is from RefSeq and is a predicted model, not a curated record. NCBI's taxonomy places the organism in Eukaryota, Fungi, Ascomycota, Eurotiomycetes, Chaetothyriales, Herpotrichiellaceae. The transcript has 3 exons.
AUGAACAAAGCGGAUCCUGAAAUGCGUAAGCUGAUCAGGAGCCAUUGCAUGCUGGGGAAAAACCGCGGGAGGAUCUUGCAUAGUAGGCGAAUGCCCAAGACGGUUGUCCCGCCAGUGCCAGACCUGGAAGCUGCUUCCGCAAUCCCCAAUAAGCUUGGUUCAGAGUUAUCUUUGUUACGGUUUGCCGAUUCCGUCGAGCCCUCUACGCUAUGGGAAGUCUUGAGAUUCACCUCGGCUUCGAAACAGACUUUCUUCCCCUUGGAGAGAUGCUUUGAUUUCAACGUCAAAGACCGGUCGAUGUUCGAGCCGUUGACAUUCGAUCCGGCCUAUCUUCACGCCGUGAUCUUUGGGGCUCAAGCAUACCUGGAUUUGGUUUCGUGUCGCUCCAGUCCACGGUCGUCGGUGCAGAUGUUGAAGACGAUUCAGCUCCUUCGCGCCCGACUUUCGCUCUCGGAUGGAAACGAACAGACAUCGGUUUCUGAUCCCACCAUACUAGUCGUCUUAACUCUGGCACACGUUGCACAUUUAACUGGCGAUGAUGUUACCGCCGAGCAACACUUGGAAGGUCUCUGCAAGAUGAUCCACCUGCGAGGAGGCAUUGCUGCUUUCCAAAAUACUCCGAAACUUCUCACCGAGGUAUUAAGGUGUGACAUCAGCAUUGCCAUCCACAAAGGAACAACACCGAUCUUUGACUUCAACCAGCCUUUACAAUCUAUCAGAUAUCAACCGCAGACUGAGUUAUCUCCUCCACCAAAGAUGGAGUUAUCUUCUCUACCACAGACGGAGAUAUCUUCUCCACCUGCUUCUUGUCUGGAUUAUAAAUCCCCCUACGACAAGACUCAAUACACCAAUGUCAUCACAAACGAGGCUCAAUACACCAAUGUCAUCACCGACAAGGCUCAAUACACCAAUGUUAUCACAGACAAGGCUCAAUCCGCCAAUAUCAUCACCGACGAGAAAUUAGCCGAGUCAUGGAACACCCUGAGCAACUUCUGCUAUCUAGUCAACUCCGCGGCGGACAAGAACAUCAAGCUCAGCGACCAAAUCCUCCUAAACACCAUGGGCUCAGUGAUGUAUGCACUUCUCAGAAUGGACUUUCCAACCAACCCCAUCAACGAAGCCAUUCGUCUUGGCCUGCUUGCAUUCUGUUCACAUUCUUUCUUGGAGCGACGGGGGAUUGAGCUUCCGAAGCGCUCCCUCUGUGAGAAGUACAGGACUUGCUUGGAGCACGUCAACACCACUCAGUUGCAACGCCCUUCUCACAUCAACACUCAACCAAAACGCCCUUCUCCUCAGCUUUCGCUAUGGUUUCUCAUCAUGGGCAGAAUUUCCAUCUUCACCUCCACCUCCCAUCCAGAUGACUCUGCAUGGAUAGAUUCCAGCCUCAGAGAACAUAUUGCCCUUGAAUCAGGUUUGCUCCUGGCCACAGCUACGACUGGUUCUCAAGUCUUUUCUUUGGAUCGACAUCCUACAUGA